AUGUCUAGUCUAUCACCAUGUUCACACGAAGAAGCUGACACACCUAUGAUGGUACAUGUUGCUGAUUCAGUUUCCAAAGGUCAUCAAGAAGUCAUGAUUCGUACAGUGGAUACAAAUGUUGUUGUACUAUUCAUUGCUGCUAAUGGUUCAAUGUGUUUACAUCUUGCAUGUGCUGGCGGAAAAGAAGAAAAUGUGAAGUAUUUCCUUGACAGAGGGUUUGAUAUAGAAGACAAAGCCGAGUAUGGAAAAACCCCAUUAUGGAUGGCAUGCUGGAUGGGAAGGAGUAAUGUUGUAAAACUUCUCAUGAGUCUUGGAGCAGACAUUCUAACUACAACCACAGAUGGAACCUCGUGUCUUGAUAUUGCACUCAAGGAGGGUAAGGCAGAAGUGGUAGAGAUUUUACGUGCAGCUGGUGCAGAUAUGGAGAACACUGUACUGGUGGUUGGAUCUCACUGGUGGCCAAAAGAUAGUUUAUCAUUGUCUCUAAAUCAAUUAGAGAACGCGGUUUUACUAGCUAAGAAGGGGCAUGGGGUGAUCUGUACGGUGAUAGAAGAAACUGCAGAUGAGAUAGUAGAUGCCAGAAACCACAAAGUACAUCUACUCACACCACAAGCGUCAUUGCAGGGAAUGGAACCAGACCAAGACUGGUUAGAAAUAUUCCCAAUCUUAAAGCAUCACAAAAAGUUAAGAUAG
Saccoglossus kowalevskii is the source of this 693-nucleotide messenger RNA. Its product is annotated as ankyrin repeat and KH domain-containing protein mask-like. The record is from RefSeq and is a predicted model, not a curated record. Lineage: Eukaryota; Metazoa; Hemichordata; Enteropneusta; Harrimaniidae.